CGGGGAAGGUCACGCUCGGGGUCCCCAGACCAGGUCUCCGCACGCCCCUGCCCCGUCGCCUCCCGGGAGCGGCUGCAGUCCCCGUUGGCUGCAGAGGCGCAGACACCCGAAGUGUCCGCGCCGGCAGCUGGACCGCAAGCGAGGAAGACCGAACCGCGCUCCCGGGCGUGGCCGAAGCGCUUCCUGUGCCAGGUUUCCGGCUCCGGGUCCCGGGAGGAGGAUCGCGGGCCAGAGGCGGAGCCGCCGCCCUGCCGCGACUUUCAGACUCCGACCAUGGCCUCGCGCUGGUGGCGGUGGCGGCGCGGCUGCUCCUGGAGGCCGGUGGCGCGGAGUCCCGGGCCCGGCUCCCCCGGCCGUGCGGGACCGUCGGGGCCGAGCGCCGCUGCCGACGUCCGCGCGCAGGUUCAUAGGCGGAAGGGACUUGACUUGUCUCAGAUACCCUAUAUUAAUCUUGUGAAGCAUUUAACAUCUGCCUGUCCAAAUGUAUGUCGUAUAUCACGGUUUCAUCACACAACCCCAGACAGUAAAACACACAGUGGUGAAAAAUACGCCGAUCCUUUCAAACUCGGUUGGAGAGACUUGAAAGGUCUGUAUGAGGACAUUAGAAAGGAACUGCUUAUAUCAACAUCAGAACUUAAGGAAAUGUCUGAGUACUACUUUGAUGGGAAAGGGAAAGCCUUUCGACCAAUUAUUGUGGCGCUAAUGGCCCGAGCAUGCAAUAUUCAUCAUAACAACUCCCGACAUGUGCAAGCCAGCCAGCGCACCAUAGCCUUAAUUGCAGAAAUGAUCCACACUGCUAGUCUGGUUCACGAUGACGUUAUUGACGAUGCAAGUUCUCGAAGAGGAAAACACACAGUUAAUAAGAUCUGGGGUGAAAAGAAGGCUGUACUUGCUGGAGAUUUAAUUCUUUCUGCAGCAUCUAUAGCUCUGGCACGAAUUGGAAAUACAACUGUUAUAUCUAUUUUAACCCAAGUUAUUGAAGAUUUGGUGCGUGGUGAAUUUCUUCAGCUCGGGUCGAAAGAAAAUGAGAAUGAAAGAUUUGCACACUACCUUGAGAAGACGUUCAAGAAGACCGCCAGCCUGAUAGCCAACAGUUGUAAAGCAGUGUCUGUUCUAGGAUGUCCCGACCCAGUGGUGCAUGAGAUCGCCUAUCAGUACGGAAAAAAUGUAGGAAUAGCUUUUCAGCUAAUAGAUGAUGUAUUGGACUUCACCUCAUGUUCUGACCAGAUGGGCAAACCAACAUCAGCUGAUCUGAAGCUCGGGUUAGCCACUGGUCCUGUCCUGUUUGCCUGUCAGCAGAUAUUAUGGUGUUUAUUCUGCAAGUAAGAAACUGAUGCCCAAACCUCGCCAAAAUUAAACAUCUGGUAAAUGGCACAGCAGGGAACUGAACAAGUCUAAGACCGGUAUUCAUUUUAUUACAUCAUACAUAGUGUUAUUGCCACUGGUAAUGCUGAGAAGUUAGUAGCUAUGAUACCACACAGGCCUUCCCACAGAGCAGGUAACUAACCCACCUGGGCACUGACGAUACUCAAAGAAUCAUCUCUGUGUCAUGUCUUUGCUAUUGUAAACAACAUACCUACUUAGUGGAGUAGUUCUAAGACGUCUGUAAUCCUUUCCCUUUGGUAGGUGAGUUUUGUUUGCUGAUGAGAUGGUCUUUGAACUUUUCCAUUUGUGAACACUGGACCAGGGCAAGCAUUCUUGGGAAACCACCUUUUCCUUUAUUAACUUGGUGUGGUGGGUUGUCUUGGAGUUUGCUCCAGCCAGCACUUGACAGAAACUCCCUGUCUUUUGGAAUUCCUUUAUUUUUAACAUCUCUCUUAAGGGGUUUCCUGAUAACAGUUGGUUCAGAGGAUUUAAAAAGAGUUUUGGGGAUUUCUGGAGAAGUCCCAGGGGAUGACAGCGUCCUCCCAUGUACGUAUGUGUACAUAUUCUCUUUAAGAAUAAAAACCUCACGUUAAUUGGAUUUUGAAUGCUUCAGAAACAAAAUGGAAGUGUUUUACUUUCUCUGGUGAAACUUUAUUAAUUUUCAAAUAUCUUUUUUAAAAAAACCACAUCUUUCCUUUCUUCUGCUUCUCUUCCUUAUUUGAUAAGUCACUAGACCCAAAUGUCAGUUGUAGCCACGUUUCCAAAUGCCAUCACCAGCCCCUGCACCAGCUGCACAGGCCUUAUGCUAUCGUGGUGACUAGUUGGUGCCUUAGUGUUACCCAGUUUCGUUUGGGUAGACUCAUAUACUGAUCACCUUAGCAGUUUAGUUUAUGGAUGGGUUUCACAGAGUUACAACCCGAUUUAUCCACAGGUGGUUUUCCUACUCUUAAAAACAGCACCUGAGCAAACAGAAUUUUUAUUUGUCACUAAAUCUGCAGGCAACUGUUCUUCCUGCUGUGUUUCUCUUUUCUUUUCCACAUACACAUUAAGGGGACUGGGGAGUGCCCGGGGAAGAGUUUGAUAUUUUGCAUAUUAAAAUUGCACACGUGACAUGUUUGGAAGGAAGGAUGUAGUCACUCAAUGCAAAUAUUUUUUUCAAAUUUUGCUUUCUCAAUGCUUUUUAUAGUAAAAGCAUCAGCGAAAACACCCAAUCAGCAUAUCUUACCACACUUGCUGGUACUGUAGAAAAAGCUUAUACAUCAUAAACAAGCUAAUGUCACCAGAUGCCUACGAGAGAAUCACAUCAGUGUUAACGAUAAAACCAUCUAGAUAUCCAGUAUUGGUAUGUGGUAUUAAAAAACUAAAACAGGCUGUGUGUAGUGGCUCACGCCCAUAAUCCCAGCACUCUGGGAGGCCCAGGCGAGAGGAUCACUUGAGGCCAGGAGUUUGACACCAGCCUAGGCAACAAGGCAAGACCCCAUCUCUAUAAAAAAUUUAAAAAUUGGCCAGGCACGGUGGCUCACGCCUGUAAUCCCACUUUGGGAGGCACUUUGGGAGGCCGAGGUGGGCAGAUCACGAGGUUAGGAGAUCAAGACCAUCCUGGCUACGGUAAAACUCCAUCUCUACUAAAAAUACAAAAAAUUAGCUGGGCGUGGUGGCUUGCACCUGUAGUCCCAAGUACUCGGGAGGCUGAGGCAGAAGAAUCAUUUGAACCCGGGAGGCGGAGGUUGCAGUCAGCCAAGAUCGUGCCACUGCACUCCAGCCUGGGUGACAGAGCAAGACUCGCAUCUCAAAAAAAAAAAAAAAAUUAAAAAAUUAGCCAGGUGCGUGCCUGUAGUCCCAGCUACUCGGGAGGCUGAGGCAGAGGAUCACUUGAACCUAUAGGAGUUUGAGGCUGCAGUGAGCUAUGAUUGCACCACUGCACUCCAGCCUGGGCAACAGAACAAGUCUCAUAACAAAACUAAAACCUACUUGAUUUGGCUUUUUUACCAUAGAAGUUGAUUUGGGCUUUCCUGAUUUCUAGUAGCUUGUUUUCUUCUUAAAAGACCAGUAACUAAAGGAAAUUACUGGUUUUCAUAGGAACUAACCAGUUGCUGGCUCUAUAAAUUCUGUAAACACAUUAGCAGUCUCUACAUGUUUAGAGCUUUGUUCUGACACAUAUUUUGGUCUGAAAAAAUUAUUUCUUCGUCUGUGAUCACUUGGCUGCGGCUUUUCUAUGUAUGCCCUAUUUUUUCUUCUAGGAUUACUAAUACCAUGGUCAUGGUUACAGGACAACAACUUAUUUCAUCCUUCAGGUUCACUGCCAGGGAAAAACUGGCAACUGCUGUAAGCACUGACGUGGCCAAAAUCAAACACAUCUUACCUCUUCCGUGGAGCCAUAGACUGUUAGAGCUCAAGGGCUUCCAGUCAUGAAGAUGAGAAGCCUAAGACCCCAGGGGCUAAGGAAGUCACUCGGCUGUGGCAGCUGAUAGCCAAACCAAGACUAGAGCUCAGAUCUAGGAAGUGAAGUGAUUUGGUGUCCUGGCUUUUGUAUUCUGUUAAUGGUGACACUUCUAAAUAGUUGCUAAGUAUUGUAGAAUAUCGAUUUUACCUUCAGUUCCUUUUUUGCCUAUUUUUUUUCUCUCUUCUUGCUAUCAUCUUAAUUCAGGUCUUUUUUAUAACCUACUCUAGUAACCUGUUUGUUCUGUCUACCUCUGACUCUUUUAAUUCCGUGGUUCUCAACCUUGGCGGCACAUUAAAAAUACCAGGGUGGGCGGGAGAGGGUUGAAAAUCUUGGUGCCCAGGCUAAACCCCAAGCCAGUAUAACCAAAGUCUCUGGGAGCAGGAUCUAGGCAACUGUAUUUAUACCUCCCCAGGCCAGGCACGGUGGCUCACACCUGUAAUCCCAGCACUUGGGAGGCUGAGGUGGACAGAUCACCUGAGGUCAGGAGUUUGAGACCAGCCUGGCC
Molecule: messenger RNA, 4313 nt
Organism: Gorilla gorilla gorilla (western lowland gorilla)
Lineage: Eukaryota; Metazoa; Chordata; Mammalia; Primates; Hominidae
Gene: PDSS1
Product: decaprenyl diphosphate synthase subunit 1
Exons: 11
Coding region: 274-1326 (350 amino acids)
Biological process (GO): isoprenoid biosynthetic process; ubiquinone biosynthetic process
Cellular component (GO): transferase complex; mitochondrion
Molecular function (GO): prenyltransferase activity
Source: RefSeq, a predicted model, not a curated record